This is a messenger RNA of Miscanthus lutarioriparius, 651 nucleotides long. The record is from the annotation of a GenBank genome assembly. NCBI's taxonomy places the organism in Eukaryota, Viridiplantae, Streptophyta, Magnoliopsida, Poales, Poaceae.
AUGGAAGACAACAGGAAAAGAACCAGGCUGCGCAAAUCCUUGCAACUCUACCUCUCCAGGACGCUCAAGAAGAUCCCUCCAAUCCACAUCCCCAGCUCAGCCAUUCCAGCUAACAUCACCAGCGCGCGCCUCCUCUCCACCUGCAGGUUCCCAAGAACCCUGUCGCUGGAUUUGGACGCCGAUCACACUGCCGCCGCCAGUGCGGACAACAACAGCAAGGACCAAGCGGCGACGCUUUCCGACGUCGACCGCUUCCUCUUCGACAACUUCCGGUCCCUCUACAUACAUGACAACAACGAUCCAUCAUUAUCGGUAGGCACAUCGACAUCAGUCGUCAAUGGGACACCACCAACAUCGGAGACGUCAUCUUCCUCAGAAUCGGCCUCAAAAGACAUCAAGGAAGCUAGGCCAGGUGAGGAGGGUGGCGACAGCGCGACCAUAGUGGUCUUCACCAUGGAUCCUUACACAGACUUCCGGAGAUCCAUGCAGAACAUGAUAAAGUUGCACCAUGGCUGCGUAUGUCAGCCAUUGGAUUGGGACUUCCUGGAGGAGCUGCUCUUUUUCUACCUGCAGCUGAAUGACAAGGCUAUGCACAAGCACAUUCUCAAAGCCUUUGCUGACCUGACUGCCGGAACUCACAUGGCCAGUUGA